AACUCGGCGCCACCUUGUUCGACCGAAUACACCUGAGCGGGGGCCGCGUCUCUCGAGAAAAAAACUUACCGUGCGCGCCAUGGAGAAGAAUGGACUCUUCUCGGAAAGCAACUCCUGUAACUCUACCAAAACGCGCGUGGUGAAUGAGACAACACCGCUAAAACUUGAUCCCCAGCUCUUGGAUAACAAUCCAUACGAAGGGGGUGACCUCAACCGGAAAUGUGUACUCACGCUGAGCAUCGUAUCUGUCGUUUUCAACAUCGUCGUAGGAGGCACAGGGUUCGUGUUUGCGUUCCAAAGAAACAGUGCUUCGAUAUACGCAUUCGCGGCCGAGUGCCUUCUGGACAUGCUGUCUUCGAUAAUUGUGAUAUGGCAGUACUUAACGCCACAUUACUCGUUUGCAAGAGAACGUCUAGCCUGCAUGCUUCUGGGACUGUUCUUUAUACUCUCUGCAGUAGCCAUUAUCAGCAAAGCCAUGGACGACCUAAUCGUGCGGGAAAGCCCCACAUGGAUACCCGUCCUCAUUAUCCUAGCAGGAGUUGGCGCAGCAGCCUGCUUUCUCUUGGCGGUUAUCAAAUUCAUCCUGGCUAGGCGAUUAGGAAGUUUGUCCUUAAUCCUCGACGGGAUAAACUCCUUAAUUAGCAGCUUUUGUGCCGUGGCCAUAAUUGUGAGCGACCUGGUGUACGACUCCAACCCCGAGGUCUGGUACAUGGACGCCGUGCUUAGCACUGUUGCUGCGCUCAUCAUGCUCCUCGUCGGGGCCAAGGUGCUGUUUGAAAACUUAUCGAUAGGACGUCCCGGCCACAUGACACUUCAGUGAAACACGGGGACCUCGAGACAACGUAUUUCCGUUUGGAAUUGGGACGAUUGCUCCCCUUAGUCCCGUUCUCUGUCCACACACUGUGAAGCAGCGCGGCUGUUGCGUGCAAGUAUUUUUUCUCCUGGCGUCCACAGCAGGCUACAAGCUGCCAGGUGACUCUGCACGUUCUCUGCUGGACAGACGGCGAUGCUCCCAAGUUGACCUGUGUACCGCAAUGUUCUCACAGUGGUGCGGUGGUACACCACCUUAUUUAAGCUGAACAGAGCAAACGAAGUGAGUUUAAACUCUCCGUGUGCAGCUUGUUAAGCCGCACGGGCAGCUGUGUAUCCGAGGGCUACGAGAAACUUGGUUUCUCAUGCGAAGAUCUUUUCUUUAAAGAGAAGUGUCGUACGUAUGGCAGUAUGCUUGGUCGAGUGGUUGAUUGAACAUUAGUGAGAGCGAGAGACGCUCACUCGCGCAUUUCUUCUGUAAGGAGCGGUCCUACCAUAAACUUAAACGAGGCAAGGGAAAGGGUGGUCAAUUAUACGUUAACGCACACCACCGCGUUCAUUGGAGCCACUUCGUAGCUUGCACGAGCCGCUGGUCACGCUUUGCACUUGUGGUUAGCGUCACGCGCGGCUACGUGGCAGUGACGAAGUUGACUAGGUUGUGUCAGUCGCAGCUAUGCCAUUAUAACACGAUGUAAGACCUUGAUUUAGAAGCCAGAGGCGCACCGUCUAAGUACUUCAGAGUGCUGAGAGCGUUUCAGCCUGGAUCGAUUCUUUCGAGUCUUUCACAACCGAUCAGUGUUACGUGCUUUGCGGCCAUCUGGAAGGGCUUCGGUGCCGGCUGUAGGCAUUCCAAUGUUAUGGGAACCGCCAAAUGAACGCGCUCGAGGAUCCCAUUGUUAUAGUUUAAACAUUGCUAUCAGUGAGAAAAUAUAUAUAUAAUUGCAUGCAUAACAAGUUUUUAUUGUUUUAUUCUGUGUGAAUUGUCAUCGUGUAAACAAUGUUUAAAAAUUACAUUAUAACAUUGACAUGUAGUGCAAUUCGCCCACUUGUGAACCAUGCUACAAGCAUAUUUAUUUCUCGUUCGUUUGUUGUUUUUUCUUAAUACGUCUGCUGUGAACACAAUAAAAAUAUCAUCCAAGCUUA
Rhipicephalus microplus (southern cattle tick) is the source of this 1953-nucleotide messenger RNA. RefSeq names its product transmembrane protein 163a. The record is from RefSeq and is a predicted model, not a curated record. Gene Ontology annotation, cellular component: membrane. Gene Ontology annotation, molecular function: monoatomic cation transmembrane transporter activity. NCBI's taxonomy places the organism in Eukaryota, Metazoa, Arthropoda, Arachnida, Ixodida, Ixodidae. Gene Ontology annotation, biological process: transmembrane transport; monoatomic cation transport.